Molecule: messenger RNA, 2559 nt
Organism: Ascochyta rabiei
Lineage: Eukaryota; Fungi; Ascomycota; Dothideomycetes; Pleosporales; Didymellaceae
Exons: 1
Coding region: 1-2559 (852 amino acids)
Source: RefSeq, a predicted model, not a curated record
AUGCUGGGCUUUAGGCCGCAGCUCUUGGUGGCAAAGCGGAAGCCUCAAGCCUACAAUCAGGCGGAGCGCGACCUCGAGGAUGGCAUGCGCAACGAGAAGCGCCAUCACAGCGACGAUGAUGACGACAACGAUGACGAUGAUGAUGACGACGACGACGGCAGCUACGCAUCCUCGGGCGCAUCGAGCCCUUACUCGUCUCGCGCAUCCUCGGGCGCCUACGACGUGAACCCGAACAACCCACACGAAGCCAGGCCUCUCGCCCCCAACCGCAAGCCCUGUCGCACACAUCGAAGGACGCUGUCGAAGCAGUCCAAACCGUCCGUGAGCGCGUACAGCUACCGCAACCCUCGUGCCUUCACACGUUACUUUGGCCUGGCAAUAGCGAGCACCCUUGUCUUGUUCAUUUGGUUUCUGUUGCACAGCAGUUGGGACUCGAUACGGAAUACGGAGCUCAAGCUCUAUAAGUCGCCUCCCCAGCCGCCCGUAUGGGAGAGCUUCCCCUUCUUGAAGCGUUACCACGGUGGUAUACGAACCCUAGUCAGUCGCAAAGAGAACAUUCCCGAAUACCCUACAAGAGAAGACAUCGACCCAGAAUUACCUUCCGUAGGUACCGAGCAGGACAAGUCCAAAGGAACGAGGGCUGCUGCCAGCAUACCCGACUCGAUACCUUUCAAUCCAUAUCCCGACUACAACAGCCUCAACUAUGUAGACGAAUACGGCCCUGUCAAGGCUUGCUACCUAGACGCCAAUGACACAAUUACAAUUCCUGGGACAAGGGCCUACAACGGUGUGACAAAAGGCAUGCCUGACAAUGUCAUGGGAAGCUACGAAGUGCUGGGUCUGAGAAACGAUGUUUGUUUCGAGCGAUUUGGACGCUUAGGGCCUUACGGCAUGGGCUAUAGCAAGAGGCGCGGAGGUACUGGUGCAGGCUUAGAGGGCGAUCGCGAAGGCAUUGAUAAGGUCUGGGAAGCCACCCCAGAAGUCGACUACCGAGACGUCAGAUGGGGCGAAGCUGUCAGCCGCUGUUUGGAAAAGAACAGGGGACGUUUUAAGACGCAGCCAAAAACGCGUGACAACGCCUUCCAGGCCAUGGCGGCGCGGAAGCGACAGCUUCAUGUCAGUGUAGACGCUGAUAGCCAGGCCGAAUCCGAUCAGUUGCUUGGCGAAACUAUUGGCCAGCAACCCAGUGCUACCCACAAAAAGCUUCUCCCCCGGACCGCUGUACUGAUUCGCACCUGGUGGGAUUACGAGUACGAUGACGAGGACUUGAUGUAUCUGCGAUCGAUGAUAUCUGAGCUUAGCCUUGCGUCCGGCGGUGAGUAUCAAGUUCAUUUUCUCAUCCACGUAAAGGAUGAUAACAAGCAAAUAUGGGCAGACGAGAAUAUCUAUCAAGAAGUACUAAGCAAAUCUCUUCCUCCAGAAUUUGCCGGCAUGGGUACAUUGUGGUCCGAACGGCAGAUGGGUCUCAUCUACGGCGGUGUGGAGGAGUCCAUGUACCGUGGCCUGCCUGUCCACGGUGCAUACCGUUCGACUUUUAUGCCCGUCACUUACUUCGCACACCAGCAUCCCGAGUUUGAUUUUUUCUGGCACUGGGAGAUGGAUGUCCGGUACACAGGUCACUACUAUCAUCUCUUCAGCCAGGUCUCCCGAUGGGCUGAAGCGCAACCUCGCAAGGGUUUGUGGGAACGCAAUGCCCGCUUCUAUGUGCCUUCGGUCCACGGCUCCUGGGAGGACUUCACCCACAUGGUGCGCGUGCAAACCGAACACGGCACCAACAGCAAAGCCAACACCUGGUCAUCACAUCUCCCGCCGAACCCACAUGUGUCUCAACCUGAGAUGCAAAAACCAGAGAAACACAUAUGGGGCCCGGAAAAGCCCCAGGACUACCCCGAUAUCGAAAUUGAGGAGGACGUGAUACCGCCGCACACCUUGAUGGAAGACAAGAAUGAAUGGGGCGUUGGCGAGCCAGCCGAUCUCAUCGUGUUUAAUCCACUCUUCGAUCCUGAUCGAACCAACUGGAUUCUUAAUGAAGAUGUCACUGGCUACGACCGUAAGAAGGGCUUACCGCCGCGCCGAACUGCCAUCAACACAUCUGGCCGACUAUCACGUCGCUUGCUCGAGACAAUGCACCGUGAACAGUCGUAUUUCCGCCACACCAUGUUUAGCGAGAUGUGGCCUGGAUCAGCUGCGUUGCACCAUGGCUUGAAAGCCGUAUAUGCACCACACCCCGUGUUCGUUGAUCGCAAAUGGCCGACACAAUAUCUUGCUGCUAUUUUCAACAACGGGCGUAACGGUGCAUCAGGUGGUGCCAGAUUGUCCGUCUUCUCAGAUGAGCGACAACACAAUUUCCUCGGCACAACGUGGUACUACCAUGCCGGCUUUGCGCCGAAUCUCUGGAAGAGAUGGAUGGGCUACAAAGUCGACAACGACGGCGGCGAAGAAGAGGAGCUUGCUGGGGAAGGACGGAUGUGCUUACCUGCCGUACUUUUACACCCUGUGAAGCAGGUGGAUCUUAUUCAAGAACGAGUUGAAGAGCCGAAAGGUGCACCUCUCAACUAG